AUGUCUGACAACGAGCAAAACCAGAGCAAUGUUGAACCGAAGGCUGAGGACGCCAAUGCCACCAUCAACAUCAAGGUGGUGAGCUCAACUGGGGAUGAAGUUUUCUUCAAAAUCAAGAGAAGUACGAAGCUCAGCAAGCUGCAAGGGGCGUACGCGAGCAAAGUCGGGAAAGACGUUGGGAGCAUUCGAUUUUUGUAUGAUGGAACACGGAUAAGCGACGAUGACACCCCACAAUCGCUCGACAUGGACGACAACGACACUAUUGAUGUCAUGGUAGAACAGGUUGGAGGCUACCUUCAUGUUCCUCAUUAG
Messenger RNA from Cyclocybe aegerita, 312 nucleotides. The record is from the annotation of a GenBank genome assembly. NCBI's taxonomy places the organism in Eukaryota, Fungi, Basidiomycota, Agaricomycetes, Agaricales, Hemipholiotaceae.